AGCCUGGAGGGAAGCAGCGUGCCACGUUGUCCUGCCUACCCAGACAGAGCUUGUGUACCUUGUGUCUGCACGGGAAUACCACAGAAAGGACCACCCACCAUGUCGGCAGUUACGGAGGUUCAGAACAACACAACCGAGGCCCUGGCCGCCCUGGUAGACGGGGGUGAAGACGCCCUUGUGACGUUGGUGGCGGGCGAGACGAGGGUGGCGGCUCACAGGGCCGUGUUGGCAGCCGCGAGCCCCGUGUUCGCAGCGAUGUUCGCGCACGACAUGCUGGAGGCCAGCUGCGGCCAGGUGAGCAUCGACGACGUGGAGGGCCCGGUGCUGAGGCUCCUGGUGGCCUACACGUAUACCCUGCAGGCCCCCCACCUGCCCGACACGGCCCCCCAGCUGCUGGCGGCGGCCGACAAGUACGGCUUGUCGGCCCUGAAGGCUGCCUGCGAGCGGCAGCUGAUCUCGCAGUUGGCCGUCGAGACCGCAGCGGCGACGGCCGUCACGGCAGUGAGGCACUCGUGCCCGGACGCCACGAGGGCUGCUGUUGCCUUCAUAAAGGACCACCUGCAGGUGAUGGCCACGCGGGGCUGGGCGGACGCUGUGCUCGAGUGUCCACAAGAAGUCAACGAAGUCAUCCGUCAACUCCGUGAGCCACCAGCAGAAGCCAGCUCGCCGACCGCCACAGGGGGCGGGUCCACCCCCACCUCUGACCGUCAACCCCACAGCGUCCACAGCCGGACUCCUGCUGCAGCUGCGCCUCCCACGUCUGCCCGAUACACCCCUCCACCUGAUGACGCAGCCGUCUCUCGCUUCCGGAGCCUCUCUGCAGAGGAGAGGGCCAGGAGGCUGAUCCAGGCGGCUGAGCAGGGGGCAGUGGGGGAGCUGAGUGCGCUGAUCACCGCAGGGGCCGACGUGGGGGCGAGGGGCGAGGGUGGGUGGACCGCCCUGCACUGGGCAGCGUACAGGGGAGACGUCGAGGCGGCGAGGCUGCUGGUGGGGGCGGCGGUCGACGCCAGGGACAGCAGGGGGUGUACGCCGCUGCACUGUGCGGCAGCCUAUGGCCGCGCAGAAGUGGCGGCUGCGCUGCUCGAUGCGGGGGCCGACAGGAGAGCCACAACUGGUGAUGGGCGGACAGCGCUGGACAUCGCCAGGCAGUACAACAGGAGGCGGCUGGUGGAGAUGCUGUCAUGA
Messenger RNA from Schistocerca serialis cubense, 1185 nucleotides. Its product is annotated as ankyrin-3-like. The record is from RefSeq and is a predicted model, not a curated record. Lineage: Eukaryota; Metazoa; Arthropoda; Insecta; Orthoptera; Acrididae. Gene Ontology annotation, biological process: proteasome-mediated ubiquitin-dependent protein catabolic process; regulation of proteolysis. The coding region runs from base 100 to 1185 and encodes 361 amino acids. Gene Ontology annotation, molecular function: ubiquitin protein ligase binding. Gene Ontology annotation, cellular component: cytoplasm; nucleus. The transcript is spliced from 4 exons.